Molecule: messenger RNA, 552 nt
Organism: Didymodactylos carnosus
Lineage: Eukaryota; Metazoa; Rotifera; Eurotatoria; Philodinida; Philodinidae
Source: the annotation of a GenBank genome assembly
AUGCAGGACGUGUUAGCUCUAACAUCGAAGUCAGUCGGCGUGGGGCUCGGAAGCUAUUCAGUGGCAAAUGUGGAUGCAAUCGUAUUUCAACAACAAGCCUUGACACAACAUAAUUAUUAUCGUUCCUUACAAUGCGCACCGGCUCUGAUGUUGAAUGAAACAUUAAAUACAAUUGCUCAAAGUUGGAGUUCACAUUUAGCUACCACUCAUACGUCUGCACAUAGUGGUAAUACAAUGAAUGGAGAAUAUAUUGGUGAAAAUCUCCGGGACACUUCAGCAUCUGUUGCGAUCAAUCCAAGCAACAUAAAUGGUUCAUCGCCCUCAAAUGCAUGGUAUGAUGAAAUUUCCUCGUAUAACUGGUCAAAUCCAGGAUAUACGUCCACGACAGGUCAUUUUACACAGCUGGUUUGGGCAGGUACACAAGUGAUGGGCAUUGGUUUAGCGUGUAUAUCGGAUGGAACAACGUGUUAUGUGACAGCAAAUUAUUAUCCUGGUGGAAAUAUUAAUACUGCAGCCUAUUUUGCUGCCAAUGUCAAACAGUCUCCAUGUUAA